This is a messenger RNA of Strongylus vulgaris, 1950 nucleotides long. The record is from the annotation of a GenBank genome assembly. NCBI's taxonomy places the organism in Eukaryota, Metazoa, Nematoda, Chromadorea, Rhabditida, Strongylidae.
AUGAUUGCUGCGCUUGUCAUUAUUGUAUUUGCUGGUGCUAACGUUAAAUUAGCUGCUGCAGCAGUUGCAGCUGUUGUGACGACAACGGUACCUAUCGGCGCAUUAGCGUUCGUUGCAGUUACCGGCCUAGCCAAAGUUGAGUUGAUUGCUGCAAUGAGUGCUGCGCUUGUCAUUAUUGUAUUUGCUGGUGCUAACGUUAAAUUAGCUGCGGCAGCAGUUGCAGGUAUUGGUGACGUCGUAUUUGGUACUGGUGCAAUGGUCACUGUUCCUGACAGUGUCGUAUUCGUUGGCGCUACAGUAAAAUUAGCUGCUGUGAUGUUUGCUGCUGAUGCUGCCACUAUUGUAUUCGCUGAUGCUAACGACGGAGUUGCUGUUCCUAGGGCGGUUACGCUUGUUAGCGAGACGGUGGAAUUGGCCAUUGUAAUUGUAGAAUUAGUUACGAUGGGCACUGCUGAGAUUGUUGUAUUCGCUGGUGAGACAGUCGAGUUAAGCAUUGUGAUAGCUGCUGCACUUAGCGCCGCCGUUGAGACAGUAGCAUUUGCAAGUAAUAGAGUUGCACCUCCUGCCACUGUUGUAUUUGCUGGUGCUAACGUAGAAUUGACUACGGCAAUAGUUGCUGCUCCUGCCACUGCUGUAUUUGCUUGUGUUGACGUCAAAUUGGCCACUGCGAUUGUUGUUGCUACUGCCACUGUUGCGUUUGCCGUUAUAAGAGUAAGAUUAGCUAAUGCAGUUGCUGCUGGCACUGUUGUAUUUGCUAGUAAGAUAGUCGAGUUAGCCGUUAUGGUAGUUGCUGCCCCUAGCGCGGUUGUACUUGUUGAUGAGAUAGUAGAAUUAGCUAGUGCAAUGGUCACUGUUCCGGGCAUUGUUGUAUUUGCUGUUGCACCUUCUGCCACUGUUGUAUUUGCUGAUGCUAACGUAGAAUUGACUACAGCAAUAGUUGCUGCUCCUGUCACUGCUGUAUUUGCUUGUGUUGACGUCGAAUUGGCCACUGCGAUUGUUGUUGCUCCUGCCACUGUUGUGUUUGCCGUUAUAAGAGUAAGAUUAGCUAAUGCAGUUGCCGCUGCCACUGUUGUAUUUGCUGGUAGGAUAGUCGAGUUAGCCGUUAUGGUAGUUGCUGCUCCUAGUGCGGUUGUACUUGUUGAUGAGAUAGUAGAAUUAGCUAAAGCAAUGGUCACUGUUCCGGGCACUGUUGUAUUUGCUGUAGCUCCUGUCACUGUUAGGUUUGCUGGUGCUAAAGUCGAAUUGAUUGCUGUAGUUGCUCCUGCCACCGUUGUAUUUGCUGUUACUGCAUUUGUUGUUGCUCCUGCCAUUGUCGUGUUUGCUAGUGCCGUCAAAUUACUUACUGCAGUAGUUGCCGCUCCUACCACUGUUAGGUUUGCUGGUGCUAAAGUCGAAUUAAUUACUACAGUUGCUCCUGCCACCGUUGUAUUUGCUGCUGACGUCAAAUUAGUUACUGCAUUAGUUGUUGCUCCUGCCACUGUCGUGUUUGUUGGUGCUGUCAAAUUACUUACUGCAGCAGUUGCCGCUCCUGUCACUGUUAGGUUUGCUGGUGCUAAAGUCGAAUUAAUCACUGCAGUAGUUGCUCCUGCCACCGUUGUAUUUGCUGGUGCUAACGUGGAAUUAGCUACAACAAUAGUUGUUGUAUUUGUUGGUGAUAGAGUAGAAUUAGCUGGUGCUAGUAUUCCUGGCGCAGUUAUAUUCGCUGGUGAUAUAGACGAGCUGGCCCCCGUUAUGGUAGAUGCUGCUCCUGGCAGGGUUAUAUUCGUUAGCGAGACAAUAGUCGUGUUAGCCGUUGCGGUAAAUACUGUCCCUGGCACGGUUAUAUUCGUUAGCGAGACAGUAGGAUUGGUUACCGCAGUAGUUCCUGCUCCUGACGCUGUUGUGUUUGUUGGUGCUAACGUCGAAUUACCGUUAACGAUAGUUGUUGCUCCUGCCACUGUUGCAUUUGUU